Molecule: messenger RNA, 2016 nt
Organism: Emericellopsis cladophorae
Lineage: Eukaryota; Fungi; Ascomycota; Sordariomycetes; Hypocreales; Bionectriaceae
Exons: 4
Coding region: 1-2016 (671 amino acids)
Biological process (GO): L-arabinose metabolic process
Molecular function (GO): alpha-L-arabinofuranosidase activity
Source: RefSeq, a predicted model, not a curated record
AUGAGGUCCUUCAUCCUUUCCCUGGCGCUGCCGCUCGCCAAUGCCUUCACCAUCAACGUCGCCUCGUCCGGUGGUAACGCCACUUCUGGAAAGCAGUAUGGCUUCCUCCACGAGGACAUCAACAACUCUGGCGAUGGCGGCAUCUACGCCGAGCUGAUCCGCAACCGAGCCUUCCAAUACUCUGACUCGUACCCCUUGUCUCUGGACGGCUGGCGACCUGUGGGUAACGCAAAGCUCAACACCAGCCGAUUGGAUGAGCCAUUGAGCGAUGCUCUCCCCGUCAGCGUCAACGUUUCCCCCCGCAAGUGCACCCCCAGGGGGAAUGCUGCCGGCAAUGGCAACAUUGGUCUCUUGAACGAAGGGUAUUGGGGAAUGGCUGUCGAGGAGAAGACCUACACGGGUAGCUUCUGGGUGUUUGGUGGCUACGAAGGUGUCUUCACGGCCGAGCUGCGCAGCGACCUUGAGGAAGAUGUCGUGUUUGGCAGCGUCGAGAUUGAGAGUGAGGCCCAAGAGGGCAAAUGGGUCGAGCACACCUUUGAGCUGGUGCCGGAGAGCAACGCACCCAAUAGCAACAACACCUUUGCUUUGACCUUUGACCCUGCUGGCCUUACGGAUGGCUCUCUCGACUUCAACCUGAUCAGCCUUUUCCCGCCCACCUACAAGAACAGGAAGAAUGGUCUCCGUGUCGACAUUGCCGAAGCACUCGCUCAACUCCACCCGUCCAUGUUGCGGUUCCCGGGCGGCAACAUGCUCGAAGGCGAGACCAACAAGACAUACUGGGACUGGAAGGAUACCCUUGGCCCCCUCAAAGAUCGCCCUGGCUUCCCAGGCGUCUGGGGCUACCAACAGACUCACGGCCUAGGACUCGUCGAGUACCUGGAAUGGGCUCAGGACAUGGAACUUGAUAUCGUAAUCGGUGUCUGGGCUGGCCUUGCCCUGAACGGCGAUAUCACCCCCAAGGACGAGCUUCAGCCUUUCAUCGACGACGCCCUGGACCAGAUCGAGUUCAUUUGCGGACCUGCUGAUUCGACCUGGGGUUCGGUUCGCGCAAGCCUCGGUCACCCUGACCCAUGGCCUCUGCACUACGUCGAGGUGGGCAACGAGGACUGGCUCGCUGGCGGCCCCGAGGGCUGGGAGAGCUACCAGGAGUACCGCUUCCCCAUGUUCAUGGAGGCCAUUCGCGAAGCUUACCCAGACAUCACUGUGAUCUCCUCCGGCGCCACCAGCGAUGGAUAUGAUAUCCCAGCCCCUGGAAUCGGCGACUAUCACCCUUACCGUGAGCCCGAUGCGCUCGUCGAGGAGUUUGACAUGUUUGACAACAACCCCGUCGGCCACAUCAUUGGCGAGGUCGCUGCUACACAUCCCAACGGCGGCAUUGGCUGGGAUGGCGAUCUGAUGCCGUUCCCGUGGUGGAUCGGUAGCGUGGGCGAGGCCGUCAGCAUGAUCGGCUACGAGCGUAACGCAGACCGUAUCCCAGCGACAUACUACGCCCCCGUCCUGCGUUCCAUGGACAGGUGGCAGUGGGCUGUCACGCUGGUCCAGUUUGCUGCUGACCCCAAGCUGACCACCCGCUCCUGCAGCUGGUACAUCUGGGAGUUGUUCGCCGCCCACCCCAUGACGCACACCCUGCCAGCCGAGGGAGAGCUUGACCCUCUCUUCUACGUAUCAGGCACCAACCAGGACAAGCAGUCCUUCAUCUGGAAGGCAGCCGUCUACAACACGACGAACCAUGCGGACGUACCCGUCUCACUGUCCUUUGAGGACGUCGAGCCGGGCACAAAGGCCACCCUGACGGUGCUGACCAACAUUGAGGGCGACCCGUAUGCAUACAAUGACCCCCACGAAGGCAACAACAUUGUCGGCAGCACGGUGACAACGGUCGAGGCUGGCGAUGACGGUGCCUUCGAGUUCGAACUCCCAGAACUCAGCGUUGCGCUCCUGGACACGGCUCAGGAAGAUCUCCAGACCAGGGACAGACUCGAUGCCAGGGAACCGUCGAAGAGUUGGAGGGCCUGA